Tribolium castaneum (red flour beetle) is the source of this 2621-nucleotide messenger RNA. RefSeq names its product facilitated trehalose transporter Tret1-2 homolog. NCBI's taxonomy places the organism in Eukaryota, Metazoa, Arthropoda, Insecta, Coleoptera, Tenebrionidae. Gene Ontology annotation, molecular function: transmembrane transporter activity. The transcript is spliced from 2 exons. Gene Ontology annotation, cellular component: membrane. Bases 91 to 1458 code for a protein of 455 amino acids. The record is from RefSeq and is a predicted model, not a curated record. Gene Ontology annotation, biological process: transmembrane transport.
CAUUCUAAUUUUACAAACAUACCUACCUACAUAAAUUAUACAAAAACUUUAUUAAUGGACAUUAAAAAACACCUCGAUUAAGUUGUAACAAUGUAUAAACUUUGCUCGUACACUCUCCUUACUGUUAUUACUGUCGACAUUUUGGGAACAUGUGGCGAUAUUACCAUAACAUGGACCUCUCCAGUCCUCCCCAAGCUCUACUCAAACGACUCAAACACAAACCCGUUAGAUCGCCCCAUAACCCCCGAUGAAGAAUCCUGGAUUGGGUCCCUAAUCAACAUUGGUGCUCUAGUCGGCCCUUUCCCUUUUGGCUUCCUUUCGGAAAAGCUCGGUCGAAAAAUCUCACUUCUGUGCAUUUCCAUCCCUUACAUCGUCUCCUUUGGCAUACUAGCCCUACUGCAGCACAUCUACUGGUAUUACUUCGCCCGGUUCUUAUCCGGGAUAGCCCUCGGCGCCGGAUGCACGCUCCUCCCUUUGUACAUCGCGGAAAUUGCCGAAGACUCAAACAGGGGGAUGUUAUCAGUGUCCCUGAACAUAUUCUGGACUUUUGGGAACUUGAUACCGUAUGUCCUGGGGCCCUACAUGUCGAUUCUAGCGUUUAAUCUCACGCUAGCGUCCGUGCCGUUGCUUUUCUUUGUCCUGUUUGUCACAAUAGCGCCGGAAACGCCGUACUAUUUGAUAAGCAGGGACAGGAUUGACAAGGCUGAAGAAAGUUUGAUGAAGCUGAGAGGACGCAGUCGAAGUGUGGUCAGUAAGGAAAUUAUCCACAUGCAAUCAUCGAUGAACCAGGAAAGCAAAGGGAGCUUCGGUGAUUUAUUUAAAACCAAGGCGAACCGCAAGGCUCUAGCAAUUUCAGUGAUUCUGAUGAGCUUCCAGCAGUUUUCGGGAAUUAGUGCGAUUUUGUUUUACACCCAGCUCAUUUUUGAGGCCACGGGGUCCAACAUUUCGGCCGAAAUCUCCUCGAUAAUUAUCGGUCUAGUCCUGUUCUUCACCAGUUUGAUUAUUCCGUUUUUCGCGGACCGGAUAGGGCGUAAGUUGUUUCUCAUGGUGUCAGCUUUCGGGAUGAUGACAGCACUGGCACUUUUCGGCGCCUUUUUCUACAUGAAGGACACGGUUCGGUACGACGUCACUUCGUUCUCUUGGCUGCCGAUUUUGAGUUUGGUGCUGUACAUCGUGUCCCUCAAUUUGGGGUUUAGCCCUUUGCCGUGGACAAUCAGUUCUGAGUUAUUCUCGCCAAAUGUCAAGUCCUUCGGAAUCUCCAUAGUGUCGUUCUUUUGCUGGUUCGAUAGUUUCAUUGUUACGAAAUUUUUCAACGACGUGAAUGAGGCUUUCGGUAAAGAGGGGACGUUUUGGUUGUUUUCGGGCUUCUGUCUACUGGCCGGUGUGUUUACAUUCGUGUUUGUACCAGAAACCAAAGGGAAAAGUUUCCAAGAAAUACAAGAAAUUCUCGAAAAGUAAUAACAUUGAAAUAGUUAAUUUAUCAGUCGUCCGUUCGCAUUCAACAAUUUUAUUUUAUUAGACCCAUCAUUUUUCAUUAACUUUCUUAUGACAUUACUUCGACAGCAACUUGUUACAAUCUUUUAUUUGCUGAUCAUCUUAAUUUUUAUAAUGUUAUAAUGUAAUAUAAACUGAUAACGAUUAUCAAGUCUUGCAGAGUAACAUCAAUAAUAUUCUCAAGUGGUGCGAAAUAAUAGAUUAAACUUGAAUAUUUCUAAAUGUAUUAUUACGUCCAUUACACAAAUGAAAAAACGAUUAGUGUACGAAACAUUUCCAAAGUCCUGAAUGUUCAAGUGACUAGAAUUUUUCAGUUGUUGAUCAGUUUUUUAGUCCUUUUUGAAAGAAUUCAUCCAGUACCAAAAGUAAGUCAUAAAUAUAUUUUUUUUUGUCUCAUAGAGAUCUACGCUUUUGCAUCUGUACCCACGUUUAACAGUUUGUUUCUCAUUUUUCUCGCGAAACAGACGUCUUCCACGAACGAGUUUUUUCUGACAGCAUUUUUCACUGACGAUAAUUUUUUUAAUAUAAGUCUUAAAAGACUUAACAUUUUAAAAAGGCAUGUAAAGAUUACGUUUCUACGACUUUAUUACUAAAAGUAAUAAAAGUGAUCAUUUUAUUUUACUUACAUACAUACUAUUAAUCGUCUUGAAUCUGUACAAAAAAAAUUAAGUUGUUACAUUUCUUCAUGCGACCAACUUGUGUUUUAAAGGACAUUUAAUGUCCAUUCCUUAGAAAUCAGAAGAAUUAUCAAAAGUACCGCGUUUUUAUAUAAAUUAUUGGCCAAUAAGAAAGAUUGCAUUAAUUUGGUGAAUAAGAUAUUUUUUCUGCUUUCUAGAAUUGACUUACGGUAUUCCAUGACAUUUUAUUGUAUACAUUGUAAUAGUUAAUACUAAUGUUCUUUUAAAAUCGCAGUUGUUCUUUUUUAUUUCAUAAAAACUCUUGUAUUUUAAUUUUCUAGGGCUUAGGUUAUAAAUUUAAUGGUAGGCAAAUUUAAUAUUUAAUGUUAGUUUUUAUUUUUUCUGUUACCUUUGUAUUGUUUCUAGUUUUUAGUUUAAAUACAACACGUUUAUUUUAUUUUCUGUAAUUGGGUGAUCCACCUGCUAAAAAUAAAUAAAUUUUUAUUAUUA